Caretta caretta (loggerhead turtle) is the source of this 1431-nucleotide messenger RNA. Lineage: Eukaryota; Metazoa; Chordata; Testudines; Cheloniidae. The record is from RefSeq and is a predicted model, not a curated record.
AUGGGUGCAGGGAACUCUGUGGAAAGUCUCCAGGAUGAAGCUACUUGUCCCAUCUGUCUGGAGUAUUUCUGAGAACCUGUCACUCUGGAGUGUGGGCACAAUUUCUGCCAAGCCUGCAUCAGCCAGUGCUGGAAGGGAUCCAACACAGAUGUCUCCUGCCCUCAGUGCAGACAAGCUGUGCAACAGAGAAAUCUCAGACCAAACAGGCAGCUAGCGAAUGUCAUAGAAAUAGCUAAACGGCUGAGUUUACAGGCGUCAAAGGCAGCAGGAGGGGAGAGGGUGUGUGGGGAACACCAGGAGCCUCUCAAACUAUUCUGUGAAGAGGAUCAAACCCCCAUCUGUGUGGUUUGCCAUCUGUCCCAGAUUCACCGAGCUCACACUGUGGUUCCCAUAGAGGAGGCUGCCCAGGAGUACAAGGAAAAAAUCCAGAUCCAUUUGAAGAUUCUGAGGGAAGAGAGAGAGACGCUCCUGGGAUUUAAAUUGAGUAGAGAGAAGAGAAGCCAUGAGUAUGUGAAUAAGAUACAGACUGAGAGGCAGAAGAUUGUAUCUGAAUUUCAGCUACUGCAGCAGUUCCUGGAGGAACAAGAGCGACUCCUGAUGGCCCAGCUGGAAAAGCUGGACAAGGAGAUUAUGAAGAUAGAGAAUGAAAAUGUCACUAAACUCUCUGAGGAGAUUUCCCGUCUCAGUGAGCUGAUCAGUGAGAUAGAGGGGAAGUAUCAGAAGCCAGCAAGCGAAUUCCUGCAGGACAUCAGAUGCACUUUGUGCAGGAGUGAGAAUGUGACACUCCAGCAACCAGGAGCUGUUUCUCCUGUUCUGAAGAACAUGUGUAAAGUCCACCUUGACAUGAAGGAAAUGCUGGAGAGAUUCACUGUGGACGUGACUCUGGAUCCAGACACGGCUCAUCCCAACCUUCUCCUGUCUGAGGAUCGGAAACAUGUGAGACACAGAGACACACGACAGGAUCUACCAGACAAUCCUGAGAGAUUUGAUUGUUGUCACUGUGUUCUGGGUGCUGAGGGGUUCACGGGCGGGAGAUGUUAUUGGGAGGUGGAGGUGGGAGACAUGACUGACUGGAUGCUGGGGGUUUGUAGAGAAUCUGUGAGCAGGAAGGGGUGUGUCAUACUCACAACUGAGAAUGGAUACUGGGCCAUGUGGCUGUGGGAUGGGGAAUACAAGGUCCUCACCUCCCCCCGAACUUCCCUCCCCGUGAGCAUCAGGCCCAGCCGAGAGGGGAUUUUCCUCGACUAUGAGGCGGGUGAGGUCUCAUUUUACAAUGUGACUGACAGGUCCCAUCUCUUCACUUUCACUGGCACCUUCUCCGGGACACUCCACCCUUAUUUCUGUCCUGGUCUCAAUGCUGGGGGUAGAAAUGCUGCUUCCCUAAUAAUCUGCCCGGUCCCAGCUCAGGCCGUAGGGAAUCUCUGUCCCUGA